AUGCCUCCAAAAAAGAAACCGAACGAACCGAGUAAGAAGACGGUUGAAAAGAAGAAGGAAAAGAUUAUUGAGGACAAGACGUUUGGCUUGAAAAACAAGAAAGGGGCCAAACAACAAAAGUUUAUAAAAAAUGUCACUACUCAAGUUGUGCAUGGCAACGUCAAAGCAAGCCGGCUGGAUCCCUCAGCAGACAAAAGUGCCAAGAAAGAUGAGAAGAAAAAGCUGCAGGAGGAGAUCAAUGCUUUGUUUAAACCCGUUGCCCAGACGGUCGCUAAAGGUGUUGACCCGAAGUCAGUUUUGUGUGCAUUUUUCAAGCAAGGACAGUGUACCAAAGGAGAUAAAUGCAAGUUCUCGCACGACCUAAACAUUGAAAGAAAGGGAGAGAAGCGUAAUAUUUAUGAAGAUAAGAAAGAAACUAUGGAGAGCUGGGAUGAAGCUAUGCUAGAGGAAGUCAUCAACCAAAAACAUGGAGAAAGUGAUAAAGCCAAGUUGAAAACUGCUAUUAUUUGUAAAUUUUUCCUGGAUGCUGUCGAGAGCAACAAGUAUGGUUGGUUCUGGGAGUGCCCCAAUGGCCCAAAGUGUAUCUACAGGCAUUGUUUGCCACCAGGUUUUGUUCUGAAGAAAGACCAGAAGAAGGACGAUAAAGAGGAUCAGAUUACGAUCGAAGAGCUCGUUGAAACCGAGAGAGCUGCUUUGGGGGCAAAUGUUACCAAGGUUACCCUAGAGAGUUUCUUGAAAUGGAAAGAAAGAAAGAAACGUGAGAAGCUGGACAAACUCAUGGCAGAUCAGGAAAGGAAAAAGGCAGAUUAUAAAGCAGGUCGCAUGAUCGGAAUCAGUGGUCGUCAGAUGUUUGAGUUUAACCCAGACCUGGUCCUGGCCGAUGAUGAUGAAGCUCAGGAGGGAGAAAUUGAAAGAGAACAAGACGAGGAUGAUGAGGUUGAUGAGACUAAGGUGAAGGACAUCAGUGACCAGAUGUGGGGAGAAAUGGCAACUGACGUGGACACUACAGGAACCCAAGCAUCGUCAGAUCGACUGAAGGCCACACCCGUGCAGAACGGCAUUGAUAACAGUGAAGAAUGCAAAUUAGACGAGGCUGCAGCACUGCCCUCCAAUUCUGACGAAAGACUCCAGGAAGAAGACGGCGAUGAUGAUUCUGCAGAUGGAGCUGUCAAUGGAGAACUGGACAUCGAUGAAGAUCUGUUUGCCGGAGAGGACAUUGACCUGGUGGAAGAAGAUCUAGAAACUUUGGAUUUAGAUGAUGAUCCGCGAGGAUUGUGA
Messenger RNA from Candidula unifasciata, 1278 nucleotides. Lineage: Eukaryota; Metazoa; Mollusca; Gastropoda; Stylommatophora; Geomitridae. The record is from the annotation of a GenBank genome assembly.